AAUUAGUUCUAAGGUAGUGCUCAGGGGGACUUGGGAAUGUCUCUCAGUUAGUAAGACGAGUCACACCCGCACUGAGGCUGCUGGUGGGCGUGUGUGCGCGGAUAACAGACUGAUUGCACUCUAUAAGGAUGCUUUGGACGUGGGACAAGACGGACGCUGUGGUGCUAUGCGGGCUUGUGAGUGCCGUGCUCACCGGCGCUGCCCAUGCUGUGAUCUCCACCUGCUGCUGGUCCUCGUUCUUUAUCCUGUGGGGCGCCCUGGCUGCUCUAUACAUCAUCUCUGCGUUUCCUCAGGUGUCCACGAAAGGCCGCUCUGUCCUUAUCACCGGCUGUGAUACUGGCUUCGGUUUGCACUUGGCUCUACAUCUGCACAAACUGGGGUUUCGAGUAUUUGCUGGCUGCCUUCAAGCGGACGGACGUGGAGGGGCAGGAGCCGCGAGCUUACGGAAACUGAAAUCCGAUCGCCUUCACGUGGUGCAACUGGACGUCACCUCGCAGACCCAGGUGGACAAGGCAGUGAAGGAGGUCAAGAGGUUAUUGCCAAACGGAGAGGUGCUGUGGGGCCUCGUGAACAACGCUGGCUGGGCAACAUUCGGGGACGUUGAGUGGGUGUCACUAGAUACCGUGAGGCGAAUUGUGGAUGUGAAUGUGAUGGGUACGAUUGCCGCGACCAAGGCCUUCCUGCCGCUACUCAGGAAAAGCAAAGGGAGAGUGGUGACCAUAACGAGUGGCUUGGGACGGAUGGCAGUCCCUAUGAGGUCCCCCUACGUGCUCACCAAAUACGCGGCCGAGGGCUUCUGUGAUUGCCUCAGGUACGAGAUGAGGUCUUGGGGAGUGCACGUGUCUAUCAUUGAGCCUGGGAACUUCAUUGCUGGUACCUCAAUCUUCACGGAGGCGUCUAUUCGCGAGAUGGCAGCUAAGAUGUGGGACUCCAUGGACCCUGAGGUGAAGGCAGACUACGGCAGGGAACGCUUCGAGGCACGCGUCAAACUUAUGAAAUCUUACGCCACCAGUGGGGACACGGACAUCACCCCUGUGCUCAACGCCUUCACCGAAGGUCUGGUGCAGCGGUGGCCUCAGGUCCGCUACACACCCAUGAACCUUUACUUUCGCACAAGACUCUUCAUCGCGACGCAUCUUCAUGAGUCUAUUUACGAGAAAAUAUACAUUGGCUGAAAGAUGAGAGACUGGUUGUGUGGCUGUGGGAAAACGGAGAGGUUGUGUUGUGAGAGGUAAUGAAGCAGAAGAGACAUUGCAGUUGGAUGAGUGAGAGAUGAAAGGAUGAAGUAUGGUUGCGAGAAAGCUAGAAGGUUGAGUGCUGAGGAGUGACUGGUGUUUUGAGUAAGGACAGUGCUGGCAGAAGAGACAACAGGGAACAGAUUGUUUAGUCAAUAGAAUAAGGAAUAGUGCAGUUAGGGAAAGUAGGAAGAUCAGGUAGUGGGAUGGUAAAUAAAGAGUUAGUAUGAGAGAGGACACAUAAAAAGAUCACGUAGAAAAGCAGCAGGAACGGUAAUCUCAAAGGUAAGACUGUGAGUGGAAGAGCAAAAAAGUUAACAUAUUUGAAAAUCGGAUUCUAAGUAUUUUACGAUCGA
Molecule: messenger RNA, 1591 nt
Organism: Portunus trituberculatus (swimming crab)
Lineage: Eukaryota; Metazoa; Arthropoda; Malacostraca; Decapoda; Portunidae
Product: D-beta-hydroxybutyrate dehydrogenase, mitochondrial-like
Exons: 9
Coding region: 129-1175 (348 amino acids)
Source: RefSeq, a predicted model, not a curated record